AUGGUGAAGUGUGGAGGUCUAAAGAUGCUUCGAAUAGAAGACGGCGGGCAUGGUAUCCGCGCAGAUGAUUUGCCUAUCCUUUGCGAACGCUUUACAACUUCGAAGCUCCAAAAGUAUGAAGACCUUCUCAGCAUUGGAACCUUUGGCUUCCGGGGUGAAGCUUUGGCAUCAAUAAGCCACGUGGCGCACGUCACGGUUACCACUAUGACAAGUACUGAUACGUGUGCCAACCUUGCGACCUACAGUGAAGGCAAACUGCAAGGGCAAGUCAGGCCCUGUGCAGGAACUCCGGGCACCACUCUUGUAGUGGAGAAUAUGUUCUACAACAAUCCAACACGCAGACAGGCGUUGGGCAAAGAGAGCAUUGAGCACUCCAAAGUGCUAGAAGUGGUUCAACGCUAUGCCAUUCACUAUCCAAAUGUUGGCUUCACUUGUCGGAAGUACAACGGUUCGUUUGAACUCACCACUUUGGGAGGGAGCAGCCCUAGCGAGGUGAUUGCAACCAUUUGGGGUCAGAACUUGGCUCAGGAGCUGUUCGCUUUUGACGUUAAGUCUGAAGAACCACGCUUCUCGUGUCGAGGCUUUGCAUCGAAUCCAAACUAUUCUAGUAGGGUUUCUACGUUGAUUCUGUUCAUCAACAAUCGCCUCGUAGAGUCAGCGUCCUUGAAGCGUGCAGUGGAAGCAGUUUAUCAACCAGUGCUACCACGUCACCAACAUCCUUGGGUUUACUUGGCCUUGGAUGUAGAUCCCACGACCAUUGAUGUGAACGUUCAUCCCACCAAAAUGGAGGUGCAGUUUCUACAUGAGGAGACAAUCUCUCAAAGGCUUCAGGAAACUCUGGCGUCACAGCUACGCAGCGCGGGUAGUGCAAGAAGCUUUGCAAGUGUCCUUCCAUCCCCUGCACGUGGCACCUUUACACUUCCUGUGGAGACCAAAGAUGUCAACACAUCAGACAAGGACAAGGUGGAAAGACGACAGGUACCAAACCCAACUCGCGUUCGCACAGACCAUCGUCAGAUGUCCUUGGAAACCAUUUUUCGUGAAUCGCAGGCUUCACAGGGCAUGCAGAUAGGAGCUGGAGCAGAUGCACCCACAACACAAGCUGGCUUUGAGGUUGUAGACUCUGAUCGGAUGGCAGCAUUUGAGGAAGCUCAGCAACUUACGUCUGUUGAAGAGCUACGAAAAGCAGUUGAUUUGGCCUGCGAUGAGAAGUUUUCAACCCUGCUCAACCAGUCGAUCUACGUUGGCCCUGUCAACCACGAACUGGUUCUUUUGCAAUGCGGAGCCUCUUUGUGCCUUGCAAAUCUAGCAAUUCUGGCCCGAGAGUGCGCCUACCAGAGGCUAUUGAGGUUGAUUGGCGGCUUUGGCUGCAUGACAUUAGAGGAGCCUUUACCCUUAUCUGACUUGAUGAAGUUGGGCCUGAGAGAUCCCCAGUCAGGUUACGACGAGAACCUUCAUGCUCAUGAGGAUAUGGUCUCUUUGGAAAGACGUUUUGAAAUGCUGUUGCUCGAAAAGGCUGACCUACUCAGGGAGUAUUUCAUGCUUGAGAUUGAGGAAGUCAAAGUCGAAAGUGAGGAAACAAAUGGUGUAAGCUCACAACCACGACAGCGGCGCGGAUUCUUGAAAAGUAUUCCAAAUGGCUUGGGUCUGAGCUCAGAUGUUGGAUGUUGCUUUGACAGUUUCCCACUCUGUUUAGUAAGACUAUGCAGUGAGGUUGAUUGGAGUGACGAGAAGUCUUGCUUAGAUGGUAUAUGUCAAGUCAUAGCAGACUUUUGCGCUGACCUUCUGCUACCCAGCCCGUCUGUGGAUAUUUCAAGGGCAGCCACCGAUGCUUGGAACGCAGCUGUUGCAGCUGGGGAAUUCGAAGAUGUUGCUGCUGCUGCUACCAAGCGACCUCGUACCAGCCCUCAAGAGUUGCAGGGUCUUCGAUGGCUUCACGAAGCUGUUCGAAAGGGGCUAUGCAAAUGGCCAACAAAUUUCACGAAGGAUGGAACUGUUUUGGACCUCGUAUCUUUGGAUCAGCUCUACAAGAUCUUCGAGCGUUGCUAG
Messenger RNA from Durusdinium trenchii, 2049 nucleotides. Lineage: Eukaryota; Dinophyceae; Suessiales; Symbiodiniaceae. The record is from the annotation of a GenBank genome assembly.